This is a messenger RNA of Pieris macdunnoughi, 1515 nucleotides long. Lineage: Eukaryota; Metazoa; Arthropoda; Insecta; Lepidoptera; Pieridae. The record is from the annotation of a GenBank genome assembly.
AUGUCGUGUGAGAGGGGCAACGAGGUGCCUCCGCUCGAAGAAGAGCUGGAAAGCGCGGCGCAACUGCGCGAGCGCUGGCGGAGCGUCUACGUCAUUUACUUUACCAUGUUCCAGAUGUCACUAGGCUUUAGCAUCGUUCUCACUGGCGUCUGGCCCUACUUGGACAAGCUGGAGGGUGGCAGCAGCAGCAAAGAGGCACUCGGGCUAGCUGUGGGCGCAAGUCCGCUGGGGCAGCUGAUAGCAUCGCCCUUAUUGGGCUUAUGGGCGAAUCGCAGUGGAGGCGCGCGUGCGCCCAUUCUCACGUCGCUUAUCGUGUUUGUGCUGGCUUCGCUGCUUUACGCAAACCUACACAUGGCACGCCCGCACGCUCACCGCGCAAUGCUCGUCGCUCGCACACUCGUGGGAGUCAGCUCAGCUAAUGUGGCAGUGGCUCGGUCGUACUUAUCGGCGGCGACGCGUGAGAGUGAGCGUACACGUGCGGUGGCCGGCCUAUCGCUGGCGCAGGUGCUUGGCUUCGUGGUGGGGCCGGCGCUGCAGGCUGCCGCGGCGCCGCUCGGGCCCGGCGAGGCCUAUGCCGAAUCCGAACUUGCACCGCGCCUAGAUAUGUACACCGCGCCGGGUUGGAUCAACGCUCUACUAGGGACGAUCAAUGUUGUUCUUUUCCUCCCCUUCUGCUUCAAAGAACGGAAAAUCGCCGCCAGGGAAGCUAUGAUCGCCCAGGGCAAAGAUACGGAGAAAGAAGCGCUGAAGGCUCUGAAGCCAGACCUGGUGAGCAGCUGGACGUUGGUAGCGGCGUUCUUCGUGCUGGUGUUCAACUUCGUGCUUUUGGAAACUUUGGCUACGUCGCUGACUAUGGACCAGUUCGGAUGGAGCAAACGGCAGGCGCUAGAGUACAUGGGUGCUCUCAUGAGUGCUGGUGCGUUACUGGCUUGCGUCGUGUUCGCGCUCAUCACGCCACUCACAAGGUUCUUCGAGGAAAGAGCUCUGUUGCUCUGGGGCGGUUUCCUGCUGACGGGGCUAGCGUCGAUGCUGUGCAUUCCGUGGGGUCCCUCCGGGCCGCCGCUCGCUCCGCCCGAAGCCCGAGAGGCGGGCGGCGGUUGCCCGGCGCGGACGCAACCCUGGUGCGUCACGACGAGAGGCCUAACGCUUCCGCAGUUUUUCCUCGGCUAUACCUGCGUCUCCAUCGGUUACCCUCUGGGCGUCACCCUCAUACAGACCAUAUUUUCGAAGGUUCUGGGUCCACGGCCGCAGGGCGUGUGGAUGGGCGUGCUGACGGGCGCGGGUUGCGUAGCGCGCGCCCUAGGGCCCGUGUUCGUGGCGACAGUGUACGCGCGGCGAGGGCCCGACGCCACCUUCGGCGCCACGGCCGCCUUCACCUUCUGCGCGCUCAUCGCGCUGCGCCUCGUGUACGCGCGCCUCUCGCCGCGCGGCGCCGCUGCGCCUCCCGUCGCCCUCGAGUUGCGGCCACUCAACUGCGACAAGGCAACCGCCCCGACCGCCAAUGCAGAACAUUGA